AAAAUGUCUGAUACAUCAUUUUCAUUAACUACAUUUUCACCUUCCGGAAAACUUGUACAAAUCGAAUAUGCUCUUAAUGCAGUACAGGCUGGUAGUACAUCUUUGGCUAUAAAAGCAACAAAUGGUGUUGUAGUUGCAACUGAAAAGAAGCUUCCUUCUCCACUUGUUGAUCAUAAUUCUCUUCAAAAGGUUACUCCACUCACUGAUCAUAUUGGAAUGGUUUACAGUGGAAUGGGUCCAGAUUCACGUGUUCUGGCAAAACAAGGAAGAAAACACGCCGAAGAAUACUAUAGAAUUUAUAAGGAACGUAUUCCAGUCUCUCAAUUAGUCAAACAUCUUGCCUCAGUGAUGCAAGAAUACACACAAAGUGGUGGUGUCAGACCAUUUGGAGUGAGUUUAUUAAUUGCUGGUUUUGAUGAUACUGGUCCACAUUUGUAUCAAGUUGAUCCUAGUGGAUCAUAUUGGGCUUGGAAAGCUUCAGCAAUUGGAAAGAACAUGGUCAAUGCUAAUACAUUUUUGGAAAAGCGUUAUUCCUCUGAUAUUGAAUUGGAAGAUGCUAUUCACACAGCUAUUUUAACCUUGAAAGAAGGUUUUGAUGGACAAAUCAACAGUAAGAAUAUUGAAAUUGGUAUUGUUGGAAAGGAUAAGCUUUUCCGUGUUUUGACACCAGCUGAAGUUAAAGAUUAUUUGGAAGAAGUUGAGUAAUUUUACAACAUCUAAUUCAAAUAUCUAUUGUAUUCUUUUUUAUGGAAUCAAAUUAUUGAUCCAAUAUUGUACAUUGAUUAUAAAACCUACUUGAAACCUUAAUGGUUAUCGAGACAUUGU
Molecule: messenger RNA, 825 nt
Organism: Naegleria gruberi
Lineage: Eukaryota; Heterolobosea; Eutetramitea; Acrasida; Naegleriidae
Exons: 1
Coding region: 4-705 (233 amino acids)
Biological process (GO): ubiquitin-dependent protein catabolic process
Cellular component (GO): proteasome core complex, alpha-subunit complex; proteasome core complex
Source: RefSeq, a predicted model, not a curated record